AUGAUGUUCGAUUUCGAUGACCUGGAGAGAGUGCUGUCCGAAGACGAGGCAGAGAAGUCGGACAAGGAGCACCGCGAGCGCAAGCAGGUGCCCUGCCGGCCAGCACGUCGCGCCGAGCACCAUGGCGACGAGGGUCGCACAGUGCGAAUCUGGGCCAUAUCCGAUCUCCACACCGACGACCCCAAAAACAAGGAGUGGCUCGAACACAUCGACACCAAAGACACGGCCAACGAUGUCAUCAUAGUAGCUGGGGACAUUUCUCACAAGUGGGAAGUCAUCCGCGGCACCUUGGCCUUCUUCAAGGAGCACUACGCCAGGGUGUUCUAUGUGCCUGGAAACCACGAGCUUUGGGGUGGUGCUGACGAGGACUCGAUGCGCCGCCUGGACCAGCUGCUGACGCUCUGUGCAGAGCUGCGCGUCGAGACCGCACCCGCAGAGGUUGCAACAGGCUCUCGCCGGGUGCUGAUCGUCCCGCUGUUUUCCUGGCAUCAUCCCCAAUGGGACACGGAGCCAGACAUCGAAGGUUGGCGGGGCUUGCUCCCAGUGGAUCAGAUGCUCAGUGAUUACCCGUUGACGCACUGGCCGCGUGGAAUCUCCAUCAAGGAUGGAAGUGCGGCGAGAGCUGUUGACAAGGUCAACGACAGACUCAUGGACUGGGAGCAGGUCCUUAUUCGCCGUCGCAGCUACCAUGAAGUCUUGUCCUUCUCGCACUUCCUCCCCCGGGUGGAGGCGAACCCUGAAAAGAGAUACCUUUCCUAUCCGAACCUGGCGAAGGGGAUCGGCUCGAACUACUUGCGGGCACGUGUUGAAGCGCUGAAACCUGACGUGCAUGUCUUUGGCCACACCCAUUUCGGCUGGGAUCUCGUGGUGGACGGGACUCGGUACGUGCAGGCUCCGUUGGCCAUGUCAUCUGAGCGGCACUCCCGUGGUUCAACGGUAGCAGUUGGCGACUUUCCAGAUGGCAAGUCCAGCCCGCAUCCGUUCCUGGUCUGGCACUCCCGCACUGGCUGGGUUCCGCACUGUCGGGGAGCCUGGUCAGCUUAUGUGGAGAGGUAUGGUCGGCGGCCAGACGUCACGUCUUUGCUUCCAUCCUACGUGGCCGACUGCGGCCUUGAGCCCCUGAGUGGCAUCUAUGGUUCCAAAGCCAAAGUUGGAUGGCUGCCUGGCAGGAUGCCUGUUUGGCUGUUUGGGCCGCGUGAGCAAAGAAUUCGCGAGGCGGAGGCAGAAGCUGGCAAGGUCGCAGAACGUUUGCGGAAAGAAGCUGCCGGCACCUUCAAGCGCGCGGGCACCUUUAAGCACCGGAAGCAACAAGUUGGCUCCGAUGAGCCCCUCCCCAUCGAGGCAUCUGAGGUUGCUGUCCUCAUGCACAAGGGAGAAGUCGCGGUCCUUGACGUGAGGGAGGGGGACUUUGCCAGCCGUCCUGCUGGCUGCGUGCCCUUGUCACACCCAUCAGAGACGAGCAAAUUUGCGGCGUUGCCGGAUGCAGAGCUUCUGGAGCUUGGUGAGCGGAUCAUGCUGGGGGAGGGGCCACGCAUCCUGGUUGGCGAGGGCAGCUCCCCAGCCAGCUGCCGCCAUGCGGCGCUGCUGCUGGCUGCACUUCUUCGUUUGUGGCCAAGGGACGUGCGGCCACUCCGCGGUGGCUUCGAUGCCUGGGUGAAGCAAGGCCUACCAGUGGAGCACGUGAGCUCCGAGGGUGCUCUGCUUCGGCAGGGAGGCUACUAA
Symbiodinium natans is the source of this 1722-nucleotide messenger RNA. The record is from the annotation of a GenBank genome assembly. Lineage: Eukaryota; Dinophyceae; Suessiales; Symbiodiniaceae.